CCCAUAUAUAGAGGAGAUAAUAGAGAACACAGAAAAUUUGUAUGUGGUUUAUUAAAUGAAUUUUAAAGUAAAGCAUACAGAUAUGCGAAAUCUUUUGAUGGCACUAAUGGCCAGCUAGAAUACCCUUCUUCGGUUGAAUCAGUCAUCUUUAGUAAAACAAAUAACUUUUCGGAAUAUAUUUCGUUUAUUUAUGUAAUCGACACAAUCGCUUGUGUACUUAUCUGUUAUUAUUAUUACAAAAUGUCAGUUGUAAAAUCCUCCAGAACACCCAUAUCUUCUCUAAUAUCUUCUUUACAUUUGAUUACAAGAGAAAUGUAGUUUAAAAAAGCACGCGCUCUAUUUAGUUUUUGAUGUUAAUGUUAUUCUGGUGAAGUAAAAUUACUUUCCGGUGUUCUCUAAUUUCUUCUCUAUAUAUGGGGCUCAAUUGUCGGGGGGCUCAACUGUCGGGGCUCAAUUGUCGGGGGCUCAACAGUCGGUGUACCAUAUUCAAUCAGUGUUUACAAAGAAAUAUAAGAAUUAUUGGAUUUUCUACUGGUAAGAAAAUAACUGAGUAUUUUUAAUUCAAAUUGUAUCAAAGAGUUAUUAUUUUUUUUAUAGAUGCUGAUGCUAAAUAUGUACGUGCUAUGCGAUUAAUGAGUAGAUUUUUUGCAUCUCUUCCUAAUUUUCCAGUUCAUCAACAUCAACAAGCUUUUACAGUAAAAUUAAAAUCACGUUUGCCUUGGUUUUUUUUACGUGAACAACAACUAUUAUUAUUUUUUCAAGAUGCGACACAUCUGACUACGAAAUGGCGUAAUCGUUUAUUGUCAUCAACAGCUGAAUUACGUCUUGGUGAUCAAUCAAUAUCGAUCAAUCAUUUAUAUAGCAUUCUUGAUAAUGGAAAUUUUACUAAACUUGAUCAUGGCUUGACGAAAUCUGAUAUAAGUCCUAAAGAUCGUCAGAGUUUUAGUUCCUGUGUAAAAUUAAUAUCUGUUGAUUUAUUUAAAAUCUUAAAAGACAAUGUUGAUACUCAGGAAACCUUGGUUUAUCUACAAAUAUUAAAAAUGAUUAUAAUAGCUUAUAUUGAUAAAAAGCAACAAUUGUUGCGCGUGAGUACGCUUUUUUUUAUGUUGCCUGAGUGA
This is a messenger RNA of Adineta steineri, 1118 nucleotides long. Lineage: Eukaryota; Metazoa; Rotifera; Eurotatoria; Adinetida; Adinetidae. The record is from the annotation of a GenBank genome assembly.